Molecule: messenger RNA, 13821 nt
Organism: Doryrhamphus excisus (bluestripe pipefish)
Lineage: Eukaryota; Metazoa; Chordata; Actinopteri; Syngnathiformes; Syngnathidae
Source: RefSeq, a predicted model, not a curated record
AUGUCCAAUAUGGCAGAAGAAGCAGAUCUUUCAGGGUUGGACGACCUCGGUCCAUCAGGACAGGAGGUCCAGCCUCCACCAGGGUUGAGCCCAAGUCCUAAUGGGCUCCAUCAAGAGGAGGAGGCAGGAGGAGACAAAAGGCUCCAGCAUGGGCUCCACAGAGACGGCAGAGGACACCGAAGAACUGGAGUCCAGAACCCUUCAGGUGUCCAUCAAGUGUCUGCCCCGCCCCCAAGCAUCUCUGUGAGUAAACACGAGCUUGGCCACAAGGGGGCGCUGCUCAGACUACAAAACCUGACCUGUGCUGUGCGGGUGUCUGCUAAGAGGGCAACCUUGCUGUCCAAUGAGGAGAGACGAGAGCGGGCCAAGCGGGUCAAAGCCUUGAAGGACGAGCGGCGGGCCUCGCUGGACCAUCGACACCAGUACCUCAUCAUCAGGCUGAUGGAUGGCGUACGUCUGGACCAGCAGGAGGUGGAGGACGCGCUUGUGUCAGAUGACAAGUUCAACCUCAUCCAAGACUUCUUUGCUGCAAAUGGAUCCAGGAAGUUGAUUUUCUUCUAUCAGAAUGUACAACAGGUCCUCCCGAGUGACGUGUCCUCUGCUCAUCCCUCAUCUGUGGCUAUGAGGAAACUUUUCCUCACCACAGGAAGUGCUGAGCCAUUAGAAGGCAAGUGUCUCUUCUUCCUGAGGACAACCAAGAAGGCCAUCAGCACCGCCAAUGUUCACCAGGAGGUCAACUUUGGCAUGUUGGACAGCAGCGACGGGAACAUCCUGAACAGUCUGGAAAUGCUGAUGUCCAACGUGAUGUUACCUGCACUUAGGGCGCCACAGACGUGGGGCUCCGUGCAGGACGGCAUGGCCUGUCCUCACGUCCAUGACUUCCUGUCCUCACUGGAUGACUUUGUCAGUCACCUGGACUCGUUGCAAGUCAACGUGGCCAAGAUGUUCCAUCUGCAGCCACUCCAAGUUCCCGUCAUCAUUGGCCAGCUUAGCAGCCCAGCAGACUACACAGCAGCAGCCAACGACGGUGAGCUGGUGGAGAAGCUGGAGAGCAUGGUCUCAGCGUGGGCCAAUCAGAUCAGGUGGCUGCUGACAGAGAACGAGCAGAUGAGGAAGGAGGCAGAUGACGUUGGACCUUCAGCAGAGUUGGAUCACUGGAAGACACGCAUGAUCACCUUCAGCAGUCUGGUGGAGGACCUGAAGCGUCCUCCGGUGAAAAGGACUCUGGGGGUUCUGCAGGUGGCCAAGUCCAGAACGUUGCAAGCGUGGAGGGAGCUGGAUGCCAGCAUCACGGUGGUUGCCAACGAGGCCAAAGACAACGUGAAGUUUCUCCACACGCUGCAGAAGUUCUUCAAGCAGCUGCAGAAGAGCUCACCGGCUCAGAUGUUGGAGCACGUUCCUGCCCUGAUGGGCGCCGUCAGUAUGAUCCAUUCGGUUUCUGGCUACUAUAACACCUCAGACAGGAUGACGUCGCUGCUGCUCAAGGUCACCAAUCACAUGAUCAGCGCCUGCAGAAGAUACCUGUCACAGGGCACCGCCCACAUUUGGGACCUCAGCAGGCCCGUCCUGCUUGAGCGUAUCUCAGAGUGUUGGCGUCUGAAGGCGGCGUACCAGAGCAGCUUCCACGCCGUUCGAGACAAACUGCAAGCGAAGCCAAAAAGCAGACAGUUUGACUUCAGCGAGAACUACAUCUUUGGGAAGUUUGAGGCCUUCUCCCGGCGCCUGGAGAAGAUCGCUGACAUGGCAUCCAGCCUGGAACAUCUGGCGACGCUGCAGCGCAUCAAGGUGGACGGCGUGGAGCCAAUCUACACUCGCUACCAGAACAUCCUGUCCAGCACCAUGUCCAGAACCUAUGACAUCCUGGACCACCGCAAGUUAGAGUUUGACAGCGACCACGUGGACUUCCAGAAGCAAGUCAAGGACUUGUUCCUGGACCUUCAGGGUCUGUUGGACUUCUGGUUCCAUCAGUCUCUGCCUAUGGACCAGAUCCUGGCACUGAUGGCUGCCUUCGAGGCGGGUCCGAUGGCUCAUCUGGACCUGAAGCAGAACUACCUGCUCCUGCUGCAGCGUUAUGGACGCGAGCUGGAGGUGCUGAAGAAGACAUACCAGAGACAGCGGGACAGACCACCUGCCGGACGCAACUUGCCACCGCUGGCAGCUCGGAUCUUAUGGUGUCGUCAGCUCUUCAGGAAGGUUGAGUCUCCCAUGUUAGUCCUGAAGAAGAAGCUGGACGUCCUCAAGGGACCAGAGAUGACCAAGGUGAUCCGGAACCAUAACAAGAUGGCCGUGGCGCUGUUGCAGUACGAGCUUGUGCACGUGCAGACGUGGACUCGGGCUGCCCAGCAAGCACCACACUUCCUGAACGCCGCCCUGCUGGUCAGACAUGAGAAGGUGAACGAGCUUUUGGUGAACCUGGACCAUGUGGUUUUGGAGGUGCUACAGGAUGCUCGUUGGAUGACCAAACUUGGGGUUGUUGUGCCAAACGCUGUUGUAAAGAUGACCUCCAGGGAAGCAGAAAUCAAAGCUCUGUAUCGUCGUCUGCAGGACCUGCUGCAGGAUUACAGCCAGGUGCUUGGCCGCAUCCCAUCUUUGCUUCGCCCACUGAUGCAGCCCUUUGUUGGGCGGGUGGAGGCGUCCCUCUCACCCGGACUCACCACCCUAUCCUGGGCUGCCCUGCACACCGACACAUUCAUAGAAGGUGUGUACAUGGCUCUGGCUGAGCUGGAUCAGGCCGCCAAAGCAGCUGAGGAUAUGUUAGAGUGCCGGAUCGGGCGCCUCCUGGACGCCAUGUCUUCCUGUUGCCUGCUGGUCCUGCCGGAGGACUUACCGAUGUCACCUGAGAACUUCCUGUUGGAGGCAGACGUCUCGCUCCACUUUGCCGCCGCUACGCUGGACAGGCAAAGCCAACAGGUGGAGACGUUUGUGUUUGAGAUGAUUGAGGAGCUGAAGAAGAAGAUGAGGCCAGCGGACACUGUUAACCUGGAGGGAUCAUUUCAGUGUCUUCAUCCAGAUUCCAAACAGAAGACUCGCUGCCUGACUUGUCUCCCUUGUUGUUUUUACAACCUGAUUGGUCAACUUUGCCAUCUCAACACUGAAGCUCUGGUCAAUGCCGUCACGUCCUGCCUGGAUGCCCUGAAGAGGAGGCUUGGUGUCCUUAAAACCGGCCAAUCCGAUGCCACGCCUCUCUUCAAGGCCUCAGUCCAGCUCGCCAUUCCGAACAUCAUCCUUGAACCGAGCCUGGACAACAUCCAGAGUAUCAUCAACAAGCUGGUGAGCGCCAUCCUGCUGGUGGCCAAGGACAUCCCGUUGUGGACGUACUGUCACCUGCACUACAAACAACAGCAGGUGGAGCAAGCGGCCAUGCGAGACUCCAGAGAAGACGUUCCGGUGAAGCCGCCGAUGCUCAAACCUUUGGACCGCCAGCUAGCCGAACACAAAGAUGUCAGCAGGUUGGUGAUGCAGCUCAACACCAUCGUCUCCUCCUUCAAGUCCGCCACUGUUGACAUGCUCAAUGACCUCACGGACUUCUCCACGCUGUGGCACCAGGACCCAGAGGAGGAAGUGCAGACCUUCCUGCGGUCCGAGCCCUCACUGACAGAGUUCAGCUGUCAGAUCUCUUUCUACUCGAGGCUGGCGGUGCAGAUUUCGGAGCUCCCCCCGUUCUACAUGGUGGGUUCCAUCCUCUUCCACACCGAGGACCUGAAGAUGGCGCUCUCUCAGGAGUGUCAUAUCUGGAAACGGGCUUUUGGCACCGCACUCAACCGCCAGGCCUCUGCCAACAUGGAGGAUGUUUGGGCGUUUGUGGAUGGGCUAAUGAAGCGUCUGCAGCGUCCAAUCACAGACCUUGAUGAUGUCAGAGGAGCGAUGGCAGCCCUCAGGGAGCUCCGAGAGGCAGAGGUUCACAUUGAUGCCACCAUUGGCCCGCUGGAGGAGUCCUUCACGCUUCUCAACAAACAUGAUCUGCUUUUCAAGGAUGGGAAUGCAGAACGUGUGGACGGGCUCAUGUACGCUUGGAAGAACCUCAAUGUCCUGGUGGUCCAGAACCAGAACACUUUAGUAAAGAUUCAACCCAGCAUGAAAGCUGACCUGCUGGUAGAAGUGCAAAAUCUUCACAACCACAUUCAGACCUUCUGUGUUGAGUACAACCAUCGGGGUCCUGGUGUGGAGGGCGUGGCUCCAAUUGAGGCCAACGACCGUUUGCAGAGCUUCCAGGCUGAGUUUGAUCAGAUCUGGAGGAAAUUCACCUCGUGCUCCGGAGGGGAGGAGCUCUUUGGACUUCCAGUGACUGAGUAUCCUGAGCUGCAGAGGAUCAGGAGGGAAUUGACGAUGCUUUCCAAACUCUACAGUCUUUACAACGCUGUCAUCGUCAGCGUGGCCAACUACCAUGACCUUCUGUGGGCUGACCUUAAUAUUGAGCAGAUUAACAACGAGCUGCAGGACUUCCAGAACCGGAUCCGGAAGCUUCCAAAGGCGCUGAAGGAUUGGCAGGCCUUCAAAGACCUGAAGAAAACCAUUGACGACUUCACAGAGAUGUGUCCUCUGCUCGCCAUGAUGGCCGAUAAGGCCAUGCUGCCCAGACACUGGACUCGACUCAGUGAGCUGACAGGUCACAGCUUCCACGUGGACUCUGACUCCUCUCUCCAAAACAUCUUGGCUGCUCCACUAUUGACAUACAAGGAAGACAUUGAGGACGUGUGCAUCGGUGCUGUGAAGGAGCGCGACAUUGAUGCCAAACUGAAGGACGUGAUAGCCGAGUGGGGAGGGCAAACGCUCAGCUUUGCCCCCUUCAGGACGAGAGGGGAACUGCUGCUCAGAGGAGCCGACACCGCUGAGAAGAUCUCCAUGAUGGAGGACAGUCUGAUGGUUCUGACUUCACUGCUCAGCAACAGGUACAACGUUCCCUUCAAGCCAACAAUCCAGCUUUGGGUCCAGAAGCUGUCCAACACCUCAGAAAUCAUUGAGAAGUGGUUGUCCGUCCAGAACCUGUGGAUUUACCUGGAGGCCGUGUUUGUGGGGGGCGAUAUUGCAAAGCAGCUGCCUCAAGAGGCCAAACGCUUCCAGAACAUAGACAAGUCGUGGCAGAGGAUCAUGCAGCGAGCCCACGAGUUGCCUAACGUGGUCCAGUGUUGCGUCGGAGAUGAGACCCUGAGCCAGUUGCUUCCUCACCUGCUGGAGCAGCUGGAGCUGUGUCAGAAAUCUCUGUCUGGUUACCUGGAGAAAAAACGUUUGGUGUUUCCGCGCUUCUUCUUUGUGUCUGACCCCGUGCUGCUGGAGAUCCUGGGCCAGGCGUCAGACUCACACAGCAUCCAGCCUCACCUGCUAAGUCUGUUCGACAAUGUCAACAGAGUCGUAUUCAGCGAGAAGGCAUAUGACCAGAUUGUCAGUUUUCAGUCUCAAGAGGGUGAAACCGUGGAGCUGAGCCAAAGUGUUUUGGCACAGGGCAACGUGGAGGUCUGGCUGGGCCAGCUCCUGGCCUUUGUGCAGCAGACCCUUCACUCCAUCAUUCGCCGAGCCUACCAGGCUACAGGUGAGCCUGGUCUAACGCUUGUGGAGUUCCAGUCCACAUUUCCUGCUCAGGUAGGCUUGCUGGGAAUCCAGAUGAUCUGGACCAGAGACGCGGAAGAGGCGCUAAUCCUCAGCAAGUCAGACAGGAAGAUCAUGCAGACAACCAAUCAGAAGUUCCUGGACCUUCUCAAUGAGCUGAUCGACAUGACCACCCGGGAUCUGAGCAGGAAUGAGAGGACCAAGUAUGAGACGCUCAUAACCAUUCACGUCCACCAGAGGGACAUCUUUGAUGAGCUGGUCCAUCUCAACGUGCGGUCUGCGUCAGACUUUGAGUGGCAGAAGCAGUCGAGGUUCUAUUUCCUGGAGGAAGCUGACAAGUGUGUGAUCCAGAUCACAGAUGUGGAGUUCACCUACUGCAAUGAGUACCUGGGAUGCACGGACCGACUGGUGAUCACACCGCUCACCGACAGGUGUUACAUCACUCUGUCCCAGGCCCUUGGCAUGAGUAUGGGCGGGGCUCCGGCUGGUCCCGCAGGAACAGGAAAGACGGAGACCACCAAAGACAUGGGCCGCUGUCUGGGGAAAUACGUGGUGGUUUUCAACUGUUCUGACCAGAUGGAUUACAGAGGACUUGGCCGCAUCUACAAAGGUCUGGCCCAGUCUGGCGCCUGGGGCUGCUUUGAUGAGUUUAACCGCAUUGAGCUGCCGGUGCUCUCCGUCGCUGCCCAGCAGAUCUACAUCGUCCUGCAGUGUAAGAAGAACAAGAAGAAGCAGUUUGUCUUCACUGAUGGAGACGUUGUCAGCAUGGACCCUGAGUUUGGUAUCUUCCUCACCAUGAACCCUGGUUAUGCCGGUCGUCAAGAGCUGCCAGAGAACCUCAAGAUCCAGUUCCGUACGGUUGCCAUGAUGGUUCCAGACAGAGCUAUUAUCAUGAGAGUAAAACUGGCCAGUGCUGGGUUCCGAGACAACCAAGUCCUGAGUCGCAAGUUUUACACCCUCUACAAGCUGUGUGAGGAGCAGCUGUCCAAACAGGUCCAUUAUGAUUUCGGCCUGAGGAACAUUUUGUCAGUUUUGAGGACGCUGGGCUCCGUCAAGCGGUCCAAUCCAUCCGAACCAGAGAAGACUGUGGUCAUGAGGGUCCUAAGAGAUAUGAACCUCUCUAAACUGGUGGACGAGGAUGAGCCUCUCUUCACAAGUCUGAUCAACGAUCUCUUCCCUGGCAUCGUUCUGGAUAAAGCCGGCUAUCCCGACCUGGAGUCAUCCAUCCAGAAACAGUCUCAACUUAACGGGCUGAUCCCCCAUCCUCCUUGGAUCCUCAAGCUAGUCCAGCUCUACGAGACACAACGUGUCCGACACGGAAUGAUGACAUUGGGUCCGAGCGGCGCCGGGAAGACGACCUGCAUCCACACUCUGAUGAAAGCCAUGUCGGACUGUGGCGCACCACACCGAGAGAUGAGGAUGAACCCCAAAGCCAUCACAGCCUCGCAGAUGUUCGGCACGCUGGACGUCACCACCAAUGACUGGACUGAUGGCAUCUUUUCCACUUUGUGGCGCAAAACUUUAAAGGCCAAAAAGGGAGAACAUAUCUGGAUCGUGCUGGAUGGACCGGUUGACGCCAUCUGGAUCGAGAACCUCAACUCUGUUCUUGAUGACAACAAAACUCUAACCCUGGCUAAUGGAGAUCGAAUCCCCAUGGCACCCUGCUGCAAGAUUGUCUUUGAGCCACACAACAUUGACAACGCCUCGCCGGCUACGGUGUCCCGCAACGGGAUGGUGUUCAUGAGCUCGUCGGUGCUGAGCUGGAGGCCCAUCUUGCAGGCUUGGUUGCAGAAGGUACCGGAAGAGCAAGCUGAUGCCCUCAAAGUCUGCUUUGACACCUGCUACCAGGAGUUGUUGGAUUUUGUGUCCACUGCUGUGACUCCAAAGAUGGCAGUGCUGGAGUGUAUGUACAUCAGGCAGACAAUCGACCUUCUUCAGGGUCUUCUCUCCACUGCAGAGGAGAAACAGAGUUGCCGUGGGAAUGUGGGUCGACUGUUUGUGUUUGCUAUCAUGUGGUCUCUGGGAGCGCUGCUGGAGCUGGAUGACAGGGCCAAGAUUGAGGACUUCAUGAAGAACCACAGCUGGUCUCUGGACCUGCCACACACUCGGGACGAGCAGACCAUCUUUGAGUUCACUGUGGUUGAGCAGGGACAGUGGGAACACUGGUCCACCAAGGUCCCUGAGUACAUCUACCCCAAAGACCACGUUCCAAACUACUCAUCCAUUCUGGUUCCUAAUGUAGACAAUGUGAGGACGGAAUUCCUGAUGCAAACAAUCAUGAAGCAGCAGAAAGCAGUCUUGCUGAUUGGCGAGCAAGGCACAGCCAAGACAGUCAUGAUUAAAGGCUACACCAGCAAGCUCAACCAAGAGAUCCACCUCACCAAGACACUGAACUUCUCGUCUGCUACAUCUCCCAACAUGUUCCAGAGGACCAUUGAGAGCUUCAUUGAUAAGCGAAUGGGUGCGACCUACGGGCCACCUGCUGGCCGGCGAAUGACUGUCUUCAUUGAUGACAUCAACAUGCCCGUUAUCAAUGAGUGGGGAGACCAGAUAACCAAUGAGAUUGUGCGUCAGCUGAUGGAGCAGGCAGGUUUCUACAGUUUGGACCGCCCAGGAGAGUUCCUUUCUGUUGUUGAUGUUCAGCUGGUGGCGGCUAUGAUCCACCCGGGUGGCGGCCGUAAUGACAUCCCGCAGCGCCUGAAGCGUCAUUUCUCCAUCUUCAACUGCACACUGCCCUCCAACUCGUCCAUUGACAAGGUGUUCGGGACCAUGGCUCAGGGCUACUUCUGCCUAGAAAGGCAAUUCCUCGCCCCCGUGUGUGACCUCGCCGCCGCCCUCGUGCCCACCAGCAGACGGGUGUGGCAGGCAGUGAAGGCCAAGAUGUUGCCGUCUCCUGCCAAAUUCCAUUACAUCUUCAACCUGCGGGACCUGAGCAGAAUCUGGCAGGGCAUCCUCGCCAUCACGUCGGAUGUUUGUAAUAGUGUGGAACUCCUUGCGGCGCUCUUUCACCACGAAUGUAGCCGAGUGCUUGCUGACCGCUUCACUGACUACAGCGACACACAAACCUUCAACGACCUCCUGGCAAAGAUUACAGUAGAGGAUCAUGGAAAAGCUCUGACUGAGGACGCUCAGUGGAACAGCAGCUUUGUGGACUUCAUGCGCGAUACUCCUGAGGCAACGGGAGACGAGCCGGAGGAUUCCGUCUUGGAAGCUCCAAAGGUGUAUGAGCCAAUCUCAUCGCUGGAUGCUCUGGCGGAGCGCCUGUGCGUGUUUCAGCAGCAGUACAAUGAGGCCAUGAGGGGCGGCGCCAUGGACCUGGUCUUCUUCAAUGAUGCAAUGAUCCACCUGAUGCGCAUCUCUCGGAUCCUGCGGACACCCCAGGGGAACGCCCUUCUGGUGGGUGUCGGUGGUUCAGGCAAGCAAAGCCUGACUCGGCUGGCGUCAUUCAUUGCAGGCUACCAAACCUUUCGGAUCAUGCUGACGAGGUCGUACAGCAGCACCAACCUGCUGGAGGAUCUGAAGGUUCUCUACCGGCUUGCGGGCCAGGAGGGAAAAGGAGUCACUUUCCUCUUCACUGACAACGACAUCAAGGAUGAAGCCUUCCUGGAGUACAUGAACAACGUCCUGGCCAGUGGCGAAGUGUCUAACCUGUUUGCUCGAGACGAGCUGGAUGAAAUAAUUCAGGGACUCAUUCCUGUCAUGAAGCAACAGCAGCCUCGUCGACCUCCGACCACGGAGAACCUCUAUGAAUUCUUCCUGUCUCGCGUGCGCAGCAACCUGCACGUCGUCCUCUGCUUCUCCCCCGUGGGGGAAAGGUUUCGGACUCGAGCCUUGAAGUUCCCAGGCCUGAUAUCGGGCUGCACCGUGGACUGGUUCCAGCGCUGGCCACGGGACGCCCUGGUGGCUGUAUCGCAUCACUUCCUGUCUCAGUACCAGGACCUGCACUGCUCUGAAGAAGUGAAGCGUGGUGUGGUGGUUACCAUGGGAGCCUUUCAGGAUUCGGUGGCUGAGAAAUGCGCUGAAUAUUUUGAGCGUUACCGCCGUCAGACAUUUGUGACACCCAAAUCCUACCUGUCCUUUAUUCGUGGCUACAAGGUGGUCUACGCUGAGAAGGUGGCGCAUGUCAGCACGCUGGCCGAGCGCAUGAAGACGGGUCUAUCCAAGCUGGUGGAGGCGGAGCAGUCGGUGUCUCAGCUGUCCGAAAAGCUGCAGGUGAAGGAGCAGGAACUCGCUGUCGCCUCCCAGAAGGCAGAUGAGGUCUUGCAGGAGGUCACUGCCAAAGCUCAGGCUGCUGAGAAGGUCAAGCAGCAGGUGCAGAAGGCUAACCUGGCGCUACAGGAGGCCCGCCUCCUGGUGGCUCAGACUGAGUUGGCUCAAGCUCAGGAGCAGCUGGAUGCAAAACAGCAGCAGCUGGAUGCUGUGCAGGCACUCUAUGAUGCCGCCAUGAUGGAAAAGCAGAACCUGGAAGAUGAUGCAUCUGCGUGUCGUCGUAAGAUGGCCAACGCAACGGCACUCAUUGACGGCCUUGGAGGAGAAAAGGUACGCUGGACUGCCAGCAGUGCCGGCUUUCAGACGCAGAUCACACGGCUGGUCGGGGAUGUCCUGUUGGCCUCUGGCUUCCUGUCCUAUGCGGGACCCUUCAACCAGGAGUACCGUAGCCUGCUGCUGGAGCUGUGGAAAAAGGAACUGAAUGACAAGCUCAUCCCCUUCAGCCCAGAUGUGAAUGUGAUUUGUCUUCUGGUGGACAACGCCACAGUGAGCGAAUGGAACCUACAAGGUCUCCCCAGCGAUGACCUGUCCAUCCAGAAUGGUAUCGUGGUAACCAAGGCUGCCCGCUACCCGCUGCUGAUAGAUCCUCAAGGUCAAGGGAAGGCAUGGAUUCAGAACAAAGAGCGAGCUCAGAACCUGCAGGUGACGUCUUUAAACCACAAAUACUUCCGCUCCCACCUGGAGGACACUUUGUCUCUGGGGCGCCCCCUACUGCUGGAGGAUGUUGGUGAGGAGCUGGACCCCGUCCUGGACAAUAUCCUAGACAAAAACUAUAUCAAGUCUGGAUCCACUUACAAGGUGAAGCUCGGUGACAAAGAGGUGGACGUGAUGAAGGGCUUCACCCUCUACAUCACCACAAAACUGGCCAACCCUGCCUACAGCCCAGAAGUCAGCGCCAGGACGUCGGUGGUGGACUUCACUGUCACACAGAGAGGUCUGGAGGAUCAACUACUGGGACGCGUCAUUCUUCUGGAAAAACAAGAGCUGGAAGCGGAGCGUCUCCAGCUCCUAGAAGAAGUGACGUCCAACAAGAGGAAGAUGCAAGAUCUGGAAGACAGUUUGCUCUUCAGGCUGACCAGCACUCAGGGCUCUCUCGUGGAGGACGAGUCUCUGAUCGAGGUGCUCAGGGUCACCAAAACAACCGCUCAGGAGGUGAGUGAGAAGCUGUCCAUCGCUGCGGAUACAGAAGUCAAGAUCAACCAGGCCAGGGAGGAGUACCGACCCGUGGCCACUAGGGGGAGCAUCCUGUACUUCCUGAUUGUGGAGAUGUCCCUGGUCAACAUCAUGUACCAGACAUCUUUGCGUCAGUUCCUUGGGCUCUUUGACUCAUCCAUGUGCCUCUCUGCCAAGUCACAGGUCACCUCCAAGCGCAUCAGCAACGUCAUCAGUUUCCUCACCUUCCAGGUACACUGUUACACAGCUCGAGGGCUCUAUGAGGAACACAAGCUCCUCUUCACCUUGUUGUUGGCACUGAAGGUCGACCUGCAGGCCAAGAACAUCAUGCACUCUGAUGUUCUGACCUUCGUCAAAGGGGGUGCCUCUUUGGACCUCAACUCUGUGGAACCAAAACCACGCCGGUGGAUCCUAGAUCAGACCUGGCUCAACCUUGUCCAGCUGUCCAGCCACUCUGCUUUCUCCAAUAUCCUGACCCAGGUGAGCCAGAACGAGAGGGCCUGGAAGACGUGGUUUGACAACCCGGCCCCAGAGGACGCCAUGUUGCCUGAUGGCUACGAACAGAAAAUUGAUUCUUUCCAGAAACUUCUUCUUAUCCGCAGCUGGUGCCCGGACCGAACCAUUGCUCAGGCACGGCGCUACAUCGCCCGGUCUAUGGGUCAGCAGUAUGCCGAAUGUGUGGUUCUGGACCUGGACGCCAUGUUGGCAGAGAGUGACAACAGGACACCGAUGGUUUGUCUUCUCUCGAUGGGUUCCGACCCAACAGAGAACAUUGAGAGACUGGCCAAGCAGAAGGGGGUACCAUGUCGUCCCAUCUCCAUGGGGCAGGGCCAGGAGGUCCAUGCUCGCAGGCUGUUGUCAAACAGCAUGAUGGACGGUGGGUGGCUCCUCCUCCAGAACUGCCACCUGGGAUUGGACUUUCUGGACGAGCUGCUGGAGACAGUCACCUUGGCAACAGCAGAAAAUGUCCACGGGGACUUUAGGCUGUGGCUGACGACAGACGUACACCCGAGGUUCCCUAUCAGUUUCCUUCAGUCAUCCAUCAAGUUCACCAAUGAGCCUCCUCUUGGCAUGAAGGCGGGUCUGAAGAGGACCUUCAGUGGCGUCACUCAAGACCAGUUAGAGAUCAGCAGCCUGCCUCAGUGGCGCCCCCUGCUGUAUGCUGUUGCCUUCCUGCACACCACAGUGCAGGAGCGUCGGAAGUUUGGUCCCCUGGGCUGGAACAUUCCCUACGAGUUCAACCAGGCCGACUUCACAUCCAGCGUGCAGUUUGUCCAGAACCACCUUGACGAGCUGAAUGCCAAGAGAGGUGUCAACUGGAGCUGCCUGCGUUACAUGUUGGGUGAGGUCCAAUAUGGCGGCCGUGUGACAGAUGACCUGGACAAACGUCUACUGAACACCUUCACUCGGGUCUGGUUUGGCGAGAACACGUUUGAUGACACAUUCUGCUUCUACCGAGGCUAUGGUAUCCCCGCCAAGGCCAAGACGGUGCAGGAGGUCUUGCAGCACAUCGAGGCCCUCCCCUUGGUUGACUCACCUGAGGUGUUUGGACUCCAUCCCAAUGCUGACAUCACCUACCAGAACAAGCUGGCCAAUGAGACGCUCAGCAACAUCAUCAGCAUCCAACCCAAAGAUGCAGGGGGCGGGGCUGGGGAGACGCGGGAGGUCAGCGUGCAGAGGUUAGCCAAUGAGAUGCUGGACAAACUGCCGCUCGACUACGUGUCACAUGAGGUCAAAAGUCAGCUUCAGAAGAUGGGUCCUUUCCAGCCCAUGAACAUCUUCCUCCGACAGGAAGUAGACCGCAUGCAACGAGUCAUCAGCAGCGUCCGGAGCACACUCACUGACCUCCAGCUGGCCAUUGACGGCACCAUCAUUAUGUCUGAGGACCUACGUGAUGCUCUGGACUGCAUGUUCGACGCUCGCAUUCCCAGCGCGUGGCAGCGGCUCAGCUGGGCGUCAGCCUCUCUGGGCUUCUGGUUCAGCGAGCUUCUGGAGAGGAACCAGCAGCUUGCCAGCUGGAUUGGGGUUGGGCGACCCCAGCAGUUCUGGCUCACGGGCUUCUUCAACCCACAGGGCUUCUUGACCGCCAUGCGCCAAGAGACAACACGUUCCCACUUGUCCAGGGGUUGGGCCUUGGAUACCGUCACCCUUAGUAACGAUGUCACCAAGCUGAUGAGAGAGGAUGUGUUGGCUCCUCCCCCUGAGAAUGUGGGUGGAGUCUAUAUUUAUGGCCUCUUCUUGGAAGGGGCUGGAUGGGACCGACGUGGCGCCAAACUCACUGAAGCCCCACCCAAGGUCCUCUUUACUCCGCUCCCCGUGGUACACGUGUACGCCUUAAACUCGGCCAACGUGGCUGACUGCAGCCAUCAGCCGGGCGGCGGGGUCUGCUUGUAUUCGUGUCCACUCUACAAGAAGCCUCACCGCACUGACCUCAACUUCAUCUUCUCGCUUCAGCUGAGGAGCGUGCAGCCGCCUGAGCACUGGACGCUGCGCGGCGCUGCCCUGCUCUGCGACUGCAAAUGACCCCGGCCACUGACAGAUCACGGACGUCGGUCGAAGGAGAGGAAGUAACUUUUUGUUAUCAUUUAGUCCUGUGUGUCAUCUUGUAAUACCAUUACAAAGGCACAGCGAGUCAGGGCGGCUACUGCCCCCUGCUGGUGUGCAUUAUGUCAAACGUCACUGAACAACAAAAAUAUUGUAGAAUUAAAUUAAAGCAUCAGUGGAAAAAUUUACAGUACUUUUCAAAAGUAGUUAAAAAUAAUUGGCAAAGAGUGAAAUGGAUGCCUUUGACCUUCCAUUGAGUUUUGUUUUUUUGAAUCAAAAUGUUUAAUCAUC